AUGUCCUGCAAGCUCACCGCACAACUGCAGCGAAAGCCAAGAGGCCCCUAUGCACAGACUGAUCUGCAUUUCUUUAUGGCUGGUUUUCACGACGUUUUCCGGCUGCGCCGCCUUUACCAACCCAGCGAACAGGAGAAACGAACCGUGGAUGAACUGACCACCAAUAUGCGCACCUGGGCGCUGGGCCGAGGUUUGAUUGACCUGCCCGAGAGCUGGGAAAACAACGGCGCCGACGUGAAACUGUACUACGGGCUCACUGCCGACCACUCAACCGUAGUGGUGCGAGUAUUAGGCGAAGCCGUCAGUCAAAAACGCUUUGAUGAUGCGUUGGAAGAGCGAGAGUCCCGUAUCGCAGCGAUCAAAAACGAUGAACAGAAUGAUGCGCCUAUGCUCGUAUCGACUCAAUCGUUGACGCCACAACACAAGUUACUUCAGUACUACAAAAGGAAAACCCGGCGCCAAAGCUUUACCCACGAACUCCACCUCCUGAUCGAUGACGUCUACGUCAUGCUCCGCGCCGACUCUUACAACGGCGAGACAGCGCCAGUCGAAAACCGCCUGAAAAACCUUGCCACGCAAAUCUUCAAGGUCGAACCACUAAAUGCCGGUUCCGGUUUUGCCAUGGGUCCAAUCGUGAUCAGAAGCGACCAUGAUCAGGAAAUUGCCAGCUUCUCUUUCGGUCCUCCCGCUUCUGACGUGAGGUUGGAAAUCUACAUCAAUGCCCUAUCACCGGGUGAAACCGAAAGUUUGCAGGCCCGCGGAAAAGAGGGCGCAAGGAUCUUUCUCGCUGGUGAUUACGAAAAUCUACGGGGAGGCUUCAUUACCUUGGCUGAUAUGAGGGCUGAAGAAUCGCUGAUUGCCUUCAGCGACGACACACACCGUCAAAUACUCUUCGCAAGCGAAGUUUUUCGAGAUAACCCUUCUCUAAGUCGUCCCUUCCUGACCUUUCGCCUCAGUGCCGGCGGUAUGAAAAACGAAGCUAUUGAUCCCGACGAGCCGGAAGAUCUCGUUCGCUGGACCCUCCCCAGCUUCGCCCGCAAAGGUUACGACCUGCCGCUCUGGCAACAGCCCGAAGAACCUGACCCCGUGAAUCCAUCCCUGACCGACUACGAAGCCAUGGCCGUCUGGGACGCCAUCCUCAAAACCGUUCGAAUCCGCUUCGGCGCCGUCCCGCCACCCAAACCCGAUCCCUUCUAUUCCCCGGAAGCCCGAGGGCUGGUAGCAGAGGGCACGCCG
This is a messenger RNA of Mesorhabditis spiculigera, 1236 nucleotides long. The record is from the annotation of a GenBank genome assembly. NCBI's taxonomy places the organism in Eukaryota, Metazoa, Nematoda, Chromadorea, Rhabditida, Rhabditidae.